CAGCGUCUCUCCUGCCCCCCCUCCCCCGCCCAGACAGUGUCUGUGCAGCGAGGGGAGGGUGCAUGGGUCAUUCCCGACAUCCGUGCCCGCUGCCGAGCCCUUUUCCUGAAGAGGGGUUGGGCAGCCGGCGCGGGGAUUUUCCGUUCGUAGCCCGGCGCCAGCCUUUGCAUCCCCCCGGGAUGCUCCAGGCAGAGCAGAGGCAUGGAGACAGUGCAGGAAGAGAGGGUUCGCCCCUGGAUGGACUCGGACCCCCGCCCAACAGGCUGCUGGAUCUGCCUGGUUCUGCCCAUUUCUCCCAGUGCUGACACACAUCCCACGCUCCCGUCCCCGCAGUUCCAGAGUCUGCAGCAGGAGCGGGAGAUGUGUUUGGCUUCAAACUGUACCCAGGCCAGGGUGAACCUGUCCCUUCGCCCGCGGCUGGAGGACGGGAAGGCUUCCCUGGCCAUCAAGUACCAGGAGCUGCGGGAGAUCCGAGAGGCAUGUUGGGACAAGCAGCAGCGCCUGGAGGCUUACCUGGAGAAGUGGAGCCCACAGAGCGCCCUGGGCCAGCUCCAAGCCAGGCUCGAUGCCUCUGAAGCAGAGUCAGAGGUACAGAUAGAGCAGUUCCUGGCCCAGGACCUGCCCCUUGAGUCCUUUCUGGAGUCCUUCUGCCAGAGCCGCACACGCUCCCACAUCUGCCGGACGCAGCUGGAGAAACUGCAGGAGCUGCUGCAGAAGGACCAGGUGCAGAAGGACCAGGUGGGGAGGGACCCUGCGGGCCCUACGAAGUGCCCAGGUGCCCCGGCUAGCCCAUCACCAGCCCGCCUUGCCCCGUUACGGAGUGGAGUAGCCCCCAAAGCCUUCGAUCUCUCCUACGGCUUUGUGCCCGCCUUCCUCAUCCCCUCGGAGGCCGUUGUGCCUUUUCCCGUGCCAGCUGCGCCUCCCAAGCACCAUCUCCCAGCCCUGGGACAGCAGCCAGCAUCUCCCUGCUCUGAAAUCCCCAGCCCAGGCUCUCCCCUGCGCCUCGUCGGACACAUCCCCGUGCUCAGCCCCCAGCCCGUCCGCAGGCAGCAGCGGCUGCGACAGCAGCAGCAGGAGCCUCCACACCGGUAGCAGGGCAGGGAUAGGGGAUGUCCCUGCUCCUGUGCCUCCACGGGGCUGCACAGGAACACCCUGGCCAGGGAGCAUGUGGGGUGGGGGGUGGUGUAGG
Molecule: messenger RNA, 1189 nt
Organism: Lepidothrix coronata (blue-crowned manakin)
Lineage: Eukaryota; Metazoa; Chordata; Aves; Passeriformes; Pipridae
Gene: VPS37D
Product: VPS37D, ESCRT-I subunit
Exons: 3
Coding region: 202-1092 (296 amino acids)
Biological process (GO): ubiquitin-dependent protein catabolic process via the multivesicular body sorting pathway; protein targeting to membrane; protein targeting to vacuole
Cellular component (GO): ESCRT I complex
Source: RefSeq, a predicted model, not a curated record